GCCCCGCCCCCUCGCUUCCCCCUCGCUGUCUCGCACCGCCUGCGCUGUCGCUGCCGCCGCUGUGGGCCCGGCUCCGCUCCGCCUGCUCCGCCGCCUUCCUCCCUGAGCGCUGCCCGGCCGGCCGCCAUGGCGAACGUGGCCGACACGAAGCUGUACGACAUCCUGGGCGUCCCGCCCGGCGCAAGCGAGAACGAGCUGAAAAAGGCAUACAGAAAGUUAGCCAAGGAAUACCAUCCUGAUAAGAAUCCAAAUGCUGGUGACAAAUUCAAAGAAAUAAGUUUUGCAUAUGAAGUACUAUCAAACCCUGAGAAGCGCGAGUUAUAUGACAGAUAUGGAGAACAAGGUCUUCGGGAAGGUAGCGGUGGAGGUGGUGGCAUGGAUGAUAUUUUCUCUCACAUUUUUGGUGGGGGAUUAUUUGGCUUCAUGGGCAAUCAGAGCAGAAGUCGAAAUGGCAGAAGAAAAGGAGAAGACAUGAUGCAUCCACUCAAAGUAUCUUUAGAAGAUCUGUAUAAUGGCAAGACAACCAAACUACAACUUAGCAAGAAUGUACUCUGUAGCGCAUGCAGUGGCCAAGGUGGAAAGUCCGGAGCUGUUCAGAAGUGUAGUGCUUGUCGGGGUCGAGGUGUACGCAUCAUGAUCAGACAGUUGGCUCCAGGGAUGGUACAGCAGAUGCAGUCUGUGUGUUCCGACUGUAAUGGAGAAGGAGAGGUAAUUAAUGAAAAGGACCGCUGUAAAAAAUGUGAAGGGAAGAAGGUGAUUAAAGAAGUCAAGAUUCUUGAAGUCCACGUAGACAAAGGCAUGAAACAUGGACAGAGAAUUACAUUCACUGGGGAAGCAGACCAGGCCCCAGGAGUGGAACCAGGAGACAUUGUUCUUUUGCUACAAGAAAAAGAACAUGAGGUGUUCCAGAGAGAUGGAAAUGAUUUGCACAUGACAUAUAAGAUAGGACUCGUUGAAGCUCUGUGUGGAUUUCAGUUCACAUUUAAGCACCUUGAUGGACGUCAGAUUGUGGUGAAAUACCCCCCUGGCAAAGUAAUUGAACCAGGCUGUGUCCGUGUAGUUCGAGGUGAAGGAAUGCCACAAUAUCGUAAUCCCUUUGAAAAAGGUGAUCUUUACAUAAAGUUUGAUGUGCAGUUUCCUGAAAACAACUGGAUCAACCCAGACAAGCUUUCUGAACUAGAAGAUCUUUUGCCAUCUAGACCAGAAGUUCCAAACAUAAUUGGAGACACAGAGGAGGUAGAGCUUCAGGAAUUUGAUAGCACUCGGGGCUCAGGAGGAGGUCAGAGGCGUGAAGCCUAUAAUGAUAGCUCUGAUGAAGAAAGCAGUAGCCAUCAUGGACCAGGAGUGCAGUGUGCUCAUCAGUAAACUCUGCAGUCAAAUUGCACAGGUGGAUUUUCUCUCCACGUUUGCCUGGUUUGUUUUCAGCGAUUCAGCUGGAGAAAGUCUGGUCAACCCAGAUGAACUGAUGGACGUCUGUUGGUCUAUGUGUAACUUUUAAAAUUGGUAUAGUAUCUACAGAGUGUAUAAUUUAAACUAACCACAAAGCUUUACAUCUUCAUUUCAACUGUUCUGUAGCAGAAUAAAGCACUUGAAAGGAAACAAGACUCCCUUUCACACAUGGGUUAUAAGUUUCAGUCCUGGUAUCUGUGCUUGAUUUUUACCAGUUUUGUGUAGAUUUUAUGUUUCAUAUUUUAAAUUCAAAUCCCACAUUGUAAAGUUUGUGUACAAUUUGUCCUGAAGCUUUGUGUUUGGCUGCACCUGCAUAAGCUGCUACAAAUAGAAUAAAGAACUUCAUAGCCUGUAUCUAUCAUUUAGAUGCAUGGGAAAAUGGGCUUUGCACACAGUGGGUUUGGAGCUGACUGGGAACAAUGGAAAAAUAACAUUAGCUGAGCUGUGGUUGUAAAGUGUUUUGGUUCUCCCCCUCCUUUUUUUUUUCUUUUUCUUUUUUUUCCUUUUUUUCCCUUUUUUCUUUUUUUUUUCUUUCUUUCUUUCUUUCUUUUUUUUUUUUACCGUCUUGUGAAAGGUUUCUGAAACUCGAUAAUAAAAAGCAGUUGGUGUAAAUUAUUCUUUGUCUCACAUUUUUAGAAGGAAGAACAUAUUUUGAACUGUAAAAUGUAUCCUUAAACCAGAGAAUGUAUCCUCAGUUCUGGUUCUUAAACAGCCCUUAAAAACCCAUUGGCCUGAAGCUUAUGCCUUAGGCACCUGCCCGUUUUAUAGUUUCAGGGGACAAAAGAAAGUUUGAUAUGUUGGUAGAAACAGGCUUUAUUGGCUUCAAUUAACGCUUUGUAGAGUCAAGGACAUCGGAGUUAUGUAACUCCUAAGUUCUGAUCCUGAGCAUCAGGGUCGGGUUAACCCAGCCUCUGUAUUUCCCCACCCCCACCCCCUUUAAAAAAAUAAGGUAACGGCAAAUCAAUACUAGAACCAUGUCUGCAUAGAAACUGUUAAAAUGCUCUGUUUUCAUUAAAUGUUAAGUUAAAGAUUC
Phacochoerus africanus (Common warthog) is the source of this 2482-nucleotide messenger RNA. RefSeq names its product DnaJ heat shock protein family (Hsp40) member A2 (gene DNAJA2). The record is from RefSeq and is a predicted model, not a curated record. The transcript is spliced from 9 exons. Gene Ontology annotation, molecular function: ATP binding; Hsp70 protein binding. Gene Ontology annotation, cellular component: cytosol; cytoplasm. Bases 127 to 1365 code for a protein of 412 amino acids. Gene Ontology annotation, biological process: response to heat; protein refolding. Lineage: Eukaryota; Metazoa; Chordata; Mammalia; Artiodactyla; Suidae.